UGUCUAGUCACUUCCUCGUCUCCUCUUCCCAUCCCCACCUCCUCUCUCUCUCCAUCUCUACAAUUAUUAGUAGUAGUAUAUCUUUUGCUAGAAAAAUAUCAACUCUUUAAAACCCAAAACUAAAACCAUUCUGGUUUCAAUACCCUCUUUAUAUCAAACCCACCAAAAAAAAAAGAUGCUUCUGUCUCCUGUUACCCUUCAACCCACUCUUUUUUCUGCUUAUGAACCAUUACUCCAUCAAUGCGUUUUGAUGUUUAGUGCUGCGCAACACCAAGUUUUGUAGAUUUUUUUGGUGAAAGUUUUAUUCUUUAUGGAUUUUGGUGCUGUUGGUUUGGAGGGGUUGGUGGGUUCGGACACAACCACAACUAGUAGCAGUGGUUUUGGUUCUCUUGCUGCUACAGUUUCGGGUUCGGAUCCUGACACGAAACACAAGUGGUACGGAUCUGGGUUUAUCAAGCAAGAAAGAUCUUAUUCUCCUGCUGAUGAAGAUGAAUGGAGAAGCUCUAAACUGUCCAAAACUACGUCAAUGAAUCAUUCACAUUAUAAGAAUCAUACUUUACUCAAAUCUAAUACUGCAGCUCCGUUCGCCGGUGAUAAUGGUCAGCAGCAGAUGCUGAGCUUUUCUUGUCCUAAAUCAGAGACUCAAAACUCUACGUUGCCUUACUUUCAACUCACUUCUUCUGCUGCCUAUAAUAGAAAUACAGGGCAUAACUAUGGCAAUUACAACACUGCAAAUCUGUAUGGAGUUUAUGCGGAUGCCAGAGGACCAUUUACUCCAUCUCAGUGGAUGGAGCUUGAACAUCAGGCCUUGAUCUACAAAUACAUAACUGCUAAUGUCCCUAUACCAUCUAAUCUGCUUAUCCCCAUAAGAAAAGCUCUUGAUUCUGCUGGUUUCUCUAGCUUCUCAGGCGGACUUCUCAGACCCAACCCAUUGUCAUGGGGUACUUUCCAUCUGGGAUUCUCUAACAACACCGACCCAGAGCCUGGAAGGUGUCGUAGAACAGAUGGGAAGAAAUGGCGGUGCUCAAGAGAUGCAGUUGCUGAUCAAAAGUACUGUGAGAGGCAUAUGAACAGAGGCCGCCAUCGUUCAAGAAAGCCUGUGGAAGGUCAAUCUGCCCAUUCUGCUGCUGGUGCAGCUGUUACUACCAUCACCACCACUACUGCAAAGCCAAUGUCCACUGCCUCCUCUUCAGUUUCACUUGUGGGCCCGCAUAGUGGCGGAAUUGGACAGCAUCAGCAGCAGCUCAAGAACUUGCAGCCUGAUAACUCAUCUAAUCUUUCUGCGACUGGCAGGAUGUUUCUUAAUAAAAAAGAGAAGGUGGGUGAGCGGCUGCAAGAUUCACAUGGGCUGUCGAUGUUAUCGUCUAACAUUGACCUGAAAUCUAAAGAAACCCCUCUCUCCAUCUCAAAAGAUUCAUCGCAUAUUGCUUUCGGACUUGUCAACUCUGACUCUCUCCUGAAUCCAUCACAUAAUGGCUCUACAAUAAUUAAUUGCAGAAACUUUGGUUCUUCUCAUGAUCUCACUGAUCAGGAAACUGUUUCUCAACGUUCUGUUCGCCAAUUCAUGGAUGAUUGGCCGAAAAGUCAGUCUGAUAGAUCAGCUGUUUCUUGGCCUCAACUUGAUGUGCAACCAGAUAGAACCCAGUUAUCGAUUUCAAUCCCCGCGGGCCAUCAUACAGAUUACAUGUCCUCUACUUCCUCUCCAAACAACGAAAAAGUAAAUCUUUCACCGCUAAGACUAUCACGUGAUUUUGAUCCGAUACAGAUGGGUCUUGGAGUUGGUAGUGUUAUUGAUGGUCAUAAUCGAAGGCAAGCGAAUUGGAUUCCAAUCUCUUGGGAGAAUUCAAUGGGCGGUCCUUUAGGUGAGGUUUUGCACAAUACAAGUAAUAGUGCUUCGGAGUGUAAAAGUUCAUCAGCACUGAACCUGAUGACAGAAGGUUGGGACAGUAGUUCUCAUGUAGGUUCAUCUCCCACCGGAGUGUUGCAGAAGACUACGUUUGGUUCGCUUUCGAACAGCAGUGCUGGAAGCAGCCCAAGAACUGAGAACAAUAAAACCAGUGAAGGGGCUAGUAUGUGUACUGAUCUAUUGGGUUCGAGUCUUGUGCAUUCAACUUCAUUGCCCGCCUUAAACUCCACUAUUUCUUCGAAGGAGAAAUUUUGUAGUUUUUGGUUUGGUCAUUUUCAUUUCUUUAUGGAUUUUGGGGUAGGGGGUGGUUUGGAGGGAUUGGUGGGUUCAUCAGAUCAUGAAACAAAACAAGAAUGGUACGGAUCUGGGUUUCUUAACAAAGAAAGAUCUGGUACUACUGGUGAUGAUCAAGAUGAAUGGAAGAGCUCUAAACAGUCAAAGACAAACGUUUCUACCAAAUCUAACGGCAAUACCAAUCUUUUCGGUGGUAAUGGCCAGCAACAGCAACAAAUGCUGAGUUUUUCUUGUCCCAAAUCAGAAUCCUUCUCCUCUGUUGAGAGAAGCUCUCAGAAUGCUACAUUGCCUGGAUUUCAUAUCACUUCUUCUGCUUAUAAUCGAAGUUCAGGGUACAAUUAUGGAAGCUUUAAUUAUGCAAACAUGCAUGGAUUUUUUACAGAGGCUAGAGGGCCAUUUUCUCCAUCUCAGUGGAUGGAGCUUGAACACCAGGCCUUGAUCUACAAGUAUAUAACUGCUAAUGUCCCAGUACCUUCUAAUCUGCUUAUCCCCAUUAAAAAAGCUUUUGAUUCUCUUGGCUUCUCUAACUUUUCCGGUGGACUCCUCAGAGCUAAUACAUUGCCAUGGGGCGCUUUCCAUCUGGGUUUCUCGAGCAACACCGACCCAGAGCCGGGGCGUUGCCGUAGGACAGAUGGGAAGAAAUGGCGGUGCUCAAGAGACGCGGUUGCUGAUCAGAAGUACUGUGAGCGGCAUAUGAACAGAGGCCGUCAUCGUUCAAGAAAGCAUGUGGAAGGCCAAUCUGGCCAUUCUGCUGCUGCUGCUACAACUAUUACCAAUGCAAAGUCGACACCAAAUGCUGCACUAUCCUCCGCGUCAGCAUCAGUGCCGGGGCUUAAGGGCAGCGGUGCAUCCAACAAUGUCACCAUUGCCCAAAAUCAGCAGCAGCAGCUUAAGAACUUGCAGCCAGAUGGCUUGUUUAAUCUUUCUGCAGCAACUCCCCUUAACAGAAUGUUCUUUAGUAAAGACAGUUUGGGUGAAAGACUGCAAGAUUCAUCCAGUGAGUUCAUUCUAUCAUCCGAUACUGAUUUGAAAUCUAAAGAAAACCCUAUUUUUUCUCCAAAACAAAAUAGCUCAUAUCAGGAGUCUUCACAAAUUGAGUUUGGACACGUCAACUCCGAUUCUCUCGUUAACCCUUCACAUAAUAGCUCUUCAUCGGUUAGUUGCAGAGACUUCAGCACUGCUCGGGAUGGCACUGAACAGGAAACUGUUCCUCAAUAUUCCAGUCGUGAGUUCAUGGAGGGUUGGCCUAAAAGCCAAUCUGAUAAAUUCGGUGUCUCAUGGCCUCAACUGGGUGUCCAGUCAGAUAGAACUCAGUUAUCCAUUUCAAUCCCCAUAGCUUCUGCAGAGUUCAAGUUCCCUACCUACUCUCUAAACAAGGACAAAUCUGCUGUUUCUGCUCCAAGGUUUUUGCGUGAUAAUGACGGGAUUCAAGUCCCAUGGGAAACUUCAAUGGGUGGUCCUCUUGGAGAGGUUUUGCAUAAUGGCAGUAACAGUCCCCGGUUAGGUUUAUCACCCACGGGGGUCUUACAAAAGACCACAUUUGGCUCUCUUUCGAAUAGCAGUGCCGGAAGUAGCCCACGAGCAGAAAAUAACAGGACCACUGAAGGAGCCAGCCUCCGGCAUGAUAUUCUGGGUUCAAGCCUGAUGCAUUCUUCUUUGCCUGCACUUUAACUGCUUUAUCUGGUGAUGUAGUUGCAGGAGGAAUUAUUUUUAUCUCUGUUGACUGGAUAUUAAACUACUUAAUCAGUCUUUGACAUUGUUUUUUUAUUUCCGACUGAAAUCUUACAUGAUUAAUUUGUACCUA
Messenger RNA from Mercurialis annua (annual mercury), 4004 nucleotides. RefSeq lists its product as uncharacterized. Gene Ontology annotation, biological process: regulation of DNA-templated transcription; DNA-templated transcription; developmental process. NCBI's taxonomy places the organism in Eukaryota, Viridiplantae, Streptophyta, Magnoliopsida, Malpighiales, Euphorbiaceae. Gene Ontology annotation, molecular function: ATP binding. The transcript is spliced from 8 exons. Gene Ontology annotation, cellular component: nucleus. The record is from RefSeq and is a predicted model, not a curated record. The coding region runs from base 311 to 3871 and encodes 1186 amino acids.